CAGACCCAGACCCAAAUCAUGAACCCCAACAUCAAUCUCACCAUCGAAACCAUUCACGCCCCCUCUACCACCCCGCCCAAACGAACCAGCAUCACAAUCUUCCUCGCCGGCAGCACUCCCCCUUCACCCACAACCACCAGCAAAGACUCAUCCAAUCCAAUCCGCAUCUCCUCCUUCUCCUCCUCUUCCUCCCGACGAGACCACCAACAACAACCACCCCCAACAUGGCGCGAUACCUUCUCCACCCACCUAGCCCACUACUUCCUCCCAAAGCCACAGCCACAAACACACCCAGACAACACCCACACCAACACCAAUACUACCCCCCAAACCAUCCACCUAACAAUCCUCGACCCCUUCCGUGCAGACUGGGACAGUUCGUGGCGCGAAGACCCCUCUUUCCCGCCGUUCAAGGAACAGGUCUCGUGGGAGAUGGAGCAGCGGGAACGGGCUGAUAUCGUGCUGUUUCACUUUGAUCCUGCGAGUAUGGCGCCGAUCAGUUUGUUGGAGUUGGGGUUGUGUAUGCGGGAGCCUAGCAAGGUGGUGGUUGUUUGUCCCAGGGGGUAUUGGAAGAGUGGGAAUGUGAGGUUGGUUUGUGAGAGGUUUGGGGUGCAGGUGGUGGAGGGGUUGGAGGAGGGGGUGGGGGUUGUGGGGGAGUUGGUUGAGAGAAUUAGGGUUGGGAAGGAGAGGGAG
Aspergillus costaricaensis CBS 115574 is the source of this 693-nucleotide messenger RNA. Its product is annotated as nucleoside 2-deoxyribosyltransferase domain-containing protein. Lineage: Eukaryota; Fungi; Ascomycota; Eurotiomycetes; Eurotiales; Aspergillaceae. The annotation marks the transcript as partial. The transcript has a single exon. The record is from RefSeq and is a predicted model, not a curated record.